Molecule: messenger RNA, 4010 nt
Organism: Carya illinoinensis
Lineage: Eukaryota; Viridiplantae; Streptophyta; Magnoliopsida; Fagales; Juglandaceae
Product: protein FAR1-RELATED SEQUENCE 4-like
Exons: 10
Coding region: 747-3530 (927 amino acids)
Molecular function (GO): zinc ion binding
Source: RefSeq, a predicted model, not a curated record
AGAACCCUUCGCUUUCAUCACUUUUCAUCCCUUCUCGUGUUUUAGGGUUCGGUGUCCUAAGAGGAAUUAAAUUCAUGGCAAAUCUACGUAUAUGUUCGCUCGUGAGCUUUCUUCCCGAAUCACCAAGAAUUCACAAGAACUGCUGUAAGCUAGUGAUCCUACAAUAACAAAUUCGAAGCUCUUCGUCUAGAAAAUCUAAUUUCGGCCUGUACUAACAGCGAAAGAACAAAGCAAAUCAUUUGGUGCUUCUGAUGCGUUUGGUUUCAAAACUUCGAAGGAAUAAAAAACCGGUUCUUCUGGGUACAGGCGCGCCAAUGCUGACAUGGCAGGGGCAUUUCUUAUAAAAAAAGGAAAAAAAAAAAAGAGAAACGAAAAAUACGAAAAGAAUACUGAGGUCUCAGCUGCCAUUUUCAUCUUUCCCCCACCGUCUCCCCUCCGUGGCUUCUGCUCCUCCUCCACAGGUACCUCAGGUGGCUUCUCCCCUCCUGCUCCUCCUUCACUGAGGUCCCAGCUGGAACCCUAUUUUCGCCAUUUUCAUCUCCGCUGCAGAUUGGCGGAUCUCCUCCGCGACCCACCUCCUAAGCAAGCCUCUCAUGGUCGUCUCCGUCGGUCCCCCUUUCUUGCAAGCCUCUGCCAACAAGUUGUAUCUCGUUCUCUAGAUCUCAGUCUCUCAGAUUCACGCCGCCCCUUCACGGCAUCUCCAUCUGGAUAAGCCUCUAUCUCACAGUCAUCGCUCUGCCUCUUUAAUGGAUCCGCCAACGAUGGAGAGAGGGGAGGAGCACACAUCUCCUAUAACACCUCCUACCGCAGAUCCAGCAACAAAUCCAGCAACACAGGUGAUACCACUUGGAUCAACACCUCCUACUACAAAUUCAUCAACCAAUCUAGCAACCCAGGUGAUACCAAUACCAUUUUAUCCGAAUUUCUCAAACUAUAUGCACGGUUGCCAUCCUCCAAUGCCACAUGCGUGGUUACCGCCAUUUGUUCCUCGUCCUGAUGCCAACCCAUCUACAUGGACUAGUCAGGAAAAUAUGCUGCCCUCAUUUCACUCUUCAGUUAACCCUUCAAUUGGUUUACACUCUGCAAGUUCAAGCCAUGUGGAUGAAAUUCAAAAUGCCACACCUGACUCUAGUGAAAAAAGUAUGUCUACGCCCUCUGUGCAUACUACUGUUGAAUCCAAAGAUGACGAUGAAUCCGGGACACAAAAUACUAUGCAUGCUGAGGGAGCCGAUAUCAUUGAGGAGCCGAAGUUGGGGAUGGUGUUUAAAUCUGAAGAAGAAUUAGUUUCUUAUUAUAAAAAAUAUGGGAAACAAUGUGGUUUUGGGAUAAUGACACAAAGAAGCCAUAGGUUUGAGGAUGGAAGGCUUAGAUAUGUCACAUUGGGUUGUGCUCGUGGUGGGAAGGCACGAAACCGGACGUCAAAUGUCGCGAGACCACGUCCAACAUCCAAGACAGACUGUAAGGCGAAGAUAAAUGCUACAUUCGUUGAAGGGGUGUUUAAGGUGUUGACUGUUCACAAUUCCCACAAUCACGGCCUAAGUCCACAAAAUUCGAGGUUCUUUCGUUGCAGUAAAGAAGUGAGUGAGCCUGUUAAAAGAGUGUUAAAUACAAAUGAUCAUGCUGGCAUCAGAAUGAACAAGAGUUUCGCCUCUCUUGUGCAAGGAGCAGGUGGGUUUGAGAACUUGUCAUUCAAUGAAAAAGAUUGUCGUAAUUAUGUUGAUAAGAUAUGCAACAUUCAACUUGGGAAAGGUGGCGCUGGAGCCCUCUGUGACUAUUUUGCUAGGAUGCAAUACAAGAAUGACGGAUUCUUUUCACUGAUAGAUAUGGAUGAUGAUGGGCGGUUGAGGAAUGUUUUCUGGGCAGAUGCACGAAGUAGGGCAGCCUACAAAUAUUUUGGUGAUGUCGUCGCAUUCGACACCACAUAUUUGACAAAUAAAUAUGGGGUGCCAUUUGUACUGUUUGUGGGUGUAAAUCACCAUGGCCAGUCAAUUCUUUUGGGUGCAGGAUUGAUUUCUAGUGAGGAUACAGAAACGUUUACAUGGUUGUUUCAGACUUGGUUGAACUGUAUGGAUGGUGAAGCUCCGAAGGCUAUUAUCACAGAUCAAGAUAAAGCCAUGAAAAAUGCGAUUGCACUCGUCUUUCCAAAUAGCCGACAUAGAUUUUGCUUAUGGCACAUAUUGAAAAAAGUACCUGAGAAGCUAGGUUCACAUGACGCAUACAAAACUGGUUUGAAAAGUCAGUUGCUAAACUGUAUAUAUGACCCUCAAACAAUAGAGGAGUUUGAGAAAUGUUGGGAAGUGUUAAUUACGACAUGCAACUUGCAAGAGAAUGCUUGGUUGCAGAGUUUACACACAGAGCGUAUGUAUUGGGCACCAGUAUUUAUGAAAGAAGUUUUCUGGGCUGGAAUGAGUACAACCCAACGAAGCGAGAAGAUGAAUACUUUCUUUGACGAGUAUGUUCAUGCUAGGACAAACUUAAAAGAGUUUGUUGAUCAGUUCGAUAAUGCAUUUAGAAAGAAGAUUGAGAAUGAAAAUAGGGUGGAUAUCCACUUAUUCAACGUCACAAUUCCUGUUGUCUCUGUCUCUCCACUCGAGAAGAUAUUUCAGGACAUAUACACUAACUCUAAAUUUAGAGAAGUUCAGAAAGAAAUAAUAGGGAUGCUUGGUUGUCUUCCAACUCUACACCAGAAGGAUGGUGUAAUUGCAACGUACCAUGUAGAAGAUGAAGUUUGUGUUGAUGAUUUCACCAAGGAGGUGACCCACUUAGUGUACUUUAAUGAGGCUGAAUGUGAUGUGAAGUGUUCGUGCGCCUUGUUCGAGAUGAGAGGAAUAUUGUGCAGACAUGCAUUAACUAUUAUGAGAGUUAACAAAGUUCGUUCAGUACCAAAAAAAUACAUAUUAGAUCGAUGGAGGAAAGACAUAAAACGGACAUACACUCUUAUACGAAGUAGUUAUGACAUAGUUGAUGAGAGACCAGAAGUGUGCAGAUAUUCAUGUAUCAUCAAGAGAUGCUAUGAGAUCGCCACAAAUGCAGCUUCAUGUGAUGAGCAUGCUGAAGAUAUGAUAGCUAAGUUGAAUGCAAUGAACGAUGUCUACCGCACCAGCAAGCCACCCCAUCAAACUUGUUCCAACGUUGCAAUUACAACUGCCGAUACAACUACAGCUGGGAGUUCGAAAAAAGUAUUGAGUCCCCUUGUAGUGACAGGCAAAGGCAGACUGUCAUCGCUCAGGAAAAAAUCAAUGAUUGAGAGAGUCAAACUCACGACGAAGAAAGCUACUCAGAAAGGAAAACGUAAACAGCCGCAUGGAAGAGAUAGCGAAGUUGUUGACACGUGUAGAAAUUUAUUUGGGCAAACUGUUGUUGGAACUCAAGAGAAUGUUUCCGUUCAACUGCCUCAAAACACUACCGAAGUGGUGGACUUUAGUGGAACCGAGUUUGGCUUUGCUGUGAUUGAUGGUCAAGAAAGUAUGCAACUUGAGGUGGAUGAAACUCAGCCGGAUAGUUUGCUUGGGACACAGCCGUGGCCAUGAGUCAAGAUGAUUUAUGGGGUAACCUUGCAAAUGUUAUCAGCACCAUUCAAGAUAACAGGAUCACUGAAGAUGGCUCACAGCAAUGCAAGGCUUGAUGAUCGUUAAGAAAUGCAGUGUCCCAUUUAGUUCAAAAGAUCUUUAGCAGGAACUAGUGAAGACUGGUGUGGUAGUGAAUCAUGAGGAUGUGAUUCCCAUUUUUGUAUUUUUGGAACUGAAACUUAAUAUGCCGAAAUUGUUGAUGGGUUAUAAUUUUCAUUCAUGCUUGUUGAUUCAUGAUCUACUCACCCCAUUAGUACUAUUAAAGUCUCAACUUUUUAGCUGAUCAUUUUGUAAGAACCAAACAGUUGGCAUGCAUGUAGCUAGCUCCUUGUGUACAAGGUGCAGUGCUUGUAUGUGUUUUGGUUUUAACCAUUUUCCAUGGCUCUAUAUUUUUACAUGUUUUAGUUUCUAUCCAAUGGGAAAUAUUAUUGUAUGGACCCA